Molecule: messenger RNA, 3136 nt
Organism: Galleria mellonella (greater wax moth)
Lineage: Eukaryota; Metazoa; Arthropoda; Insecta; Lepidoptera; Pyralidae
Exons: 13
Coding region: 191-1369 (392 amino acids)
Biological process (GO): cytoskeleton organization
Molecular function (GO): protein binding
Source: RefSeq, a predicted model, not a curated record
AUUCCUUUUUGUGUGAACGUGUGACGAAUCAAGUCUCGUUCAUGCAUUGUUUUCGUCAGUUUUUCUGAGUGUUCGCUUCGUCAGUGCCGUGUGUCGGCUGCACGAUGAGCGGCCUCACCACAGUUCCGAUAUAAACCGAUAGUGUUCAUUUUAUAAUAUUUUCUCUAGAAACAAGUGUAGUGCAGUGACAAUGGCUCGCCUCACAGAGGAGAUGGUGAUCGCUCGCUCUAAACAGUCGGAUUUGUCAGCGAUAAAGAAGCUGAACUGCUGGGGUGCCGAACUUGGAGACGUCAGCCUACUGAGACGGAUGCCCAAUGUAGAAGUGCUGGCUUUCAGUAUAAACAAGAUCCGCACGCUGGGCGACUUCGCGGCGUGUCGGCGGCUGCGCGAGCUGUACGUGCGCAAGAACGAGAUCCGCGACCUGAGCGAGAUCCGCCACCUGCGCCGCCUGCCGAACCUCACCAGCCUCUGGCUCGACGAGAACCCCUGCACGCAGCACCCGGAUUACAGAAUGACAGUACUUAGGAAUCUACCGAAUCUCGAGAAGCUAGACAAUGUUCCCGUCCACGCAGAAGAGGUGCAGGAGGCGAUGCGUCGCGGCGCGCACAUACCGGACUCGGACGACGAGGGCUACCCGCAGCAGGAGGCGUACGGCUGCCGGCGCCGCUCGUGCUCGUCGAGUCCCGAGCGCGAGCCCGAGCCGCGCCGCCUCGACCGCCUCGACCGCCACGACCGCCACGACCGCCACGACCAGGCGAGCGACAGCUCGGAGGGCGGCGCCGGCGAAGCGGCCGCCGACGCGCUGCAGUGCCCGCUGUCGCCGACGCGCCGCGCGGCCGCCGCGGCGGGCCCGGCGCCCGACGACGACCGCUACGACCACCCCGCCAUGACGCGCUCGCACUACGACCCCGCGGCGGCCCGCUCGCCGCCCGCCGCGCUGCCGCACUCGCUCUCCGCGCACAGCGUCAAGGAGUACUCGUAUUCGAACGGCGAGUGUCGGUACGGCGGCGGUGGCGGCGGGGGCGGCGGCGGGGGCGGGGGCGGGGCGGCGAGCGAGCGGGGCGUGCAGUCCCCGCCGCACCACUACCAGGACUCCUACUACGAGCGCGUUGACAGGUCGGAGCCGUACCAGCAGGUGCCGCGGUGCGAGUGGGAGGGCGGCGGCGGCAGUGCGAGCGCGGGCGGCGGCCGCGAGUACCCGUCCGCCGUCAUGGCCGAGCACCGCGGCUUCACGCGCCGCCCCGUCGCCAGGAACUCGAACCUGCUGUCGGCGGUGCUGUGCCUGGUGAAGGAGCUGGACUACCCGAGCCUGGAAGUCGCCGAGAUGGCUGUCAGAUGUCGUAUGGACGAGCUCGCGAAUAGCCAGUGACACACCGCCGACGGCGACAACUGAGCGCGACACGCGACAUGUCACGACAUGUAACGCGCGACACGCCGCGAGCGACACCACACGGUGUAUGUAACACGCGACAACGCGUCGUGACGCCGCCGUGAGACACGCCGCACGCACGUAGUCGCAACACGUGACACGCGACAUGCGACACGUGACACGCGCCGCGGUCGUAGCCCGCCGCCAGUUGGGAGAGGCGACGCUGCAAAUUAAUUCUUGUGUGUUCGUGCUAUAAGAUUGAAAUUCCUACUGUAUAUUCGCUGAGCCAUAUUUAAUAAUUGUACGCUAAGGUUUGUAUAGAGAUGAAGCUGGAACACUCGAGUAUUAUUAAUAAAAUGAAAUGAAUUUAUAAACGUAACUCGAAAGUAUAUUUGGAUGAUUUUAUCGGUGUAAGUGGAAUUUUACCGCCAUUUUUUUCAUUCUUAUAGCAUCGAAUCGUUUUUAAUUGUAGAAAGAGACAGUGUACUGUGAUAUGAAGGUGUCAGAGCGGGACAGCGCCUCUCCCGCCGCUAGUAUCGCCGGAGAUAGUCGACUGAGAUUAAAUGCAAAUUAUAGUGUACAUACAUACAAACGUGUAACAUAAUAUUUCAGACGCGACCCGAUGUGUGAACAGCCGUAUUGUAUAUAUAUAUUUUUUUUUCUAAUUGUUUUGUCAUUUUAAUAUGAAAUUAUACUAAUAUGUAUAAAAUAAUUAUACAAGUAUAAUAUUAUUAAAUAUUAAUUAAUAUUGUAAACUAAAAAAAAAAUAGUAUAUAAAAUUACGAGACCUUUAUGAUUCUUUUUAACCGACUUCAAAAAAGGUGGUUCUCAAUUCGAUCGUAUUAUGUUUGUUACGUCAUAACUCCGUCAGUUGUAAACCGAUUGGGAAAAUUAUGUUUUUUAUUUGAAAGGAUAUACUUACAUGUUGGUUGUAUAGAAGUUUUAUCAAAGUCGGUGUAGUAGUUUAGUUUUCAAAUCGCAAUAUCUUGUCUUGCCACAAUUGGAGUCUGGUUUUUUGUGAAACAAUCGUCAAUUACGAGUCGACGACUGGACGGUAAAUACUCGUGAAGUGAACUGAGGGCCUACCAUGAAAUGUUUUCCGAAAUUUCGGAGCCGAACGAAACACAAAUUUGAUGUUAAAAUUACAUAAUAUAUACCGUUUAAAGACAUUAAAAAUAUAUAAUAAAAUAUAUAAAUAUUAUUCCUUUUGAUUUUUAUAGUCGGAUUUAUGACGAACGAAAUGUUAAGCUCCAUUAACUGGGCCGAUUUAGGUAUGAACGAAAACACGAAAUAGAGUCCGAAACUUCGGAAUUUUAUUUCAUGGUAGACCCCCUGAUGGAUAUUUCGAGUAACUGGAAAUAAAUAAAAUUCUGAAUCUCGACAACGAAUCUCGCUUGACGGUUUUUUUUUCUUUCAUUCGAUAUUAUUGUAGCUCCUCGCUGAGCCGCCCGCGGCGUAGACAGAGACUUGUCAAUAAUAUAAAAGUAUUACGCGCAUAGAAUUACAACUGUAUACACGUCGAUUCGGUUUGCUUUGGAAAAAUAAUUUCGCGCGCAUUUUAACUUCAAAUUGUAACCCGGCUAUGUUGAAUGGUAGCCUGCCGGCUCGGUUGGCUAUGUAAAUUAUUAUCCCAUUCGUGUUUCAACCGUGAAGCAGUUGUGUUUGCAUGGCUGUGUUUCGGUUUGAAGGGUGGGAUAUGGCGUGAAUUUACUGGGUGCAGAGGAAUAACACCUGAGUCCUCAGGAAUGGCAACGCAUGGGGGUAUCA